AUGGCAGACUCUGUAGAUCGAGUCUUCGGCCAUGCCCUCAAUACCGUCAACAAGAUCCGACCUGGGAGUACGAAGCCACCUUCGGCCGACCGUCUUGCAUUAUAUGGUCUGUACAAACAGUCCAUGGAAGGCGAUGUCAAUCUUUUAUCCAACCGACCGACACAAUCGUCACCGGCCUACGUCCGUAUAAGUGCAGAAGCCCUUGUUAAAGAGCAAGAGAAAUGGGAUGCCUGGAAAAGCAACGAAGGACUUAGCAGAACCGAGGCAAAGAGGAGAUAUAUUGAGAAACUCAUAAGUACUAUGCAUGAAUACGCUUCUGGAACGGACGAGGCACGGCAGCUCGUCGAAGAGCUGGAAUUUGUCUGGGAUCAGAUCAAGAAUAACAGCCAAUCGUCGGGCGAUAGCGAAAGGAGUAGUCCUUUACAGGCUUUGGAGAGGAGUGGCUAUAUCAGCAGCUCAGGCAAUGGUGGUGGUGCAAACUCUGCUGUGGCGGCGCUAGAAGGUCGAGGGGUCGAUGACAGCGGACGACAAGGACGACUCAGAAUACUCAGCCCUGUUUCUCAAGCUGACGAGGAAGAGGAGGCCAUGGAGGAGCAAGAAGAGUUCGUAGAUGCUCGGGUGAGCCAAGUCGAUGGUGGAGACCUAGGUGGUCUAACGGAUCCUAGCGGCGAUGGUGGACGGGCGGGUACUGGCAAUUACGCCGUCAUUGCUGCACCAGACGUCACGCGAUGGCGGAAACGUAUAGAAUCGUCUCUGAUCAAACUUACGACCGAGGUUGCAGCCCUGCGCGAGCAGCUAGAGACAAGACGAUAUUUUGCCCAGCAAAGGAAGUACAGCUUGACGGGCUGGGUCUUCCGACUUAGCUGGUGGGCUUUGCAGCUGUUUGUGGCAGAUGGUGUCAUCCUAUGGAUCGUGAUCUUGUAUAUGCGACGCAAGAAGGAUAGAAGACUCGAGAUGGCAAUACGAGUAUUACUUGGAGAUGCUGUGGCACAGGUGCAGAAGGUCGGUAGAGAGGUGAAGAUGCCCACCCUGCCAAAGCUAUCUGGACGGAAGGCUGGAUAA
Recurvomyces mirabilis is the source of this 1062-nucleotide messenger RNA. RefSeq lists its product as uncharacterized. Lineage: Eukaryota; Fungi; Ascomycota; Dothideomycetes; Mycosphaerellales; Teratosphaeriaceae. Bases 1 to 1062 code for a protein of 353 amino acids. Gene Ontology annotation, biological process: fatty acid metabolic process. Gene Ontology annotation, molecular function: fatty-acyl-CoA binding. The transcript has 2 exons. The record is from RefSeq and is a predicted model, not a curated record.